Eimeria necatrix is the source of this 964-nucleotide messenger RNA. Its product is annotated as SET domain containing protein, putative. Gene Ontology annotation, molecular function: histone H3K36 methyltransferase activity; protein binding. Lineage: Eukaryota; Apicomplexa; Conoidasida; Eucoccidiorida; Eimeriidae. The transcript is spliced from 6 exons. The annotation marks the transcript as partial. The record is from RefSeq and is a predicted model, not a curated record. Gene Ontology annotation, cellular component: nucleus; chromatin. Gene Ontology annotation, biological process: regulation of DNA-templated transcription.
CGAGCUGCCCCGCUACUGCGACGCGCUGCGGGACCCCGUCUCUGGCCGCAUUUACUGCGGCGGCGCCAACGCGGCCUUCGUCAAAACUUUCCGCCCCAUCGCCAGCUGUUCGCCGCACUGCCUCUGCGACCCCACACUCUGCACCAACAGCGAACUGCAGCAGCAGCAGCAACAGCAGCAGCAGCAGCACAGUAACAGCAGCAGCAGCAACAGCAGCAGCAGCAGCACGGUAACAGCAGCAGCAGCAGCAGCAGCAGCAGAGUUGCGGCGCGUGUGCUGCAGACUGCCUGAAGAUCUGCAGUUUCGCGUGGCGGUGGCGAAGACGAGACAUGCGGGCUGGGAGUUGCGAACCCUUGAGUUCAUUCCCCGCGGCGCCUUCAUCAUGCAGUACGUAGGCGAAGUCCUCCCUCGCGCAGCCAUGGACGGCCGCUCCCGCCAGGCCUCUCGCCGCGGCUUCCACAACUACUGCAUGGAGGCUGUGGGGGAGGAGCGCGACCUCAACUACGACGCUGCAGCCCCCUGCAUUGACGCUCUUUUUAUUGGAAACGCGAGUCGCUUUCUAAACCACUCCUGCAACCCGAAUGUGCGCGUGGCCACAAUCUGGCGGGGCCCCUCGCUGCCGCAGGUGGGGGUGUUUGCGCAGAAGGACAUUCCCGCGGGCUGUGCGCUGACUUACGCGUACGGGCCUGGGUAUGAAGAAAUGCUGUGUCUUUGUGGGGCCCCAAACUGCGAAGGGUUUAUUGGGGGGGGAUCGGCCGAUCCCAGCAGCGAGAAGGGCCCCACAGUUUGCGCAAAGCUGCGGCUGCAGCAGCAGCAGCAGCAGCAGCAGCAGCAGCAGCAGCUGCCUAGUCUGCAGCUGCAGCUGCAGCCGCAGAAGCUGCAGCUGCAGAAGCUGCAGCUGCAGCCCAAGGCGCCUCCUGGCGCCCAUCUAAGGGGUCCUUCGCCAGCGGCGAGGGAGGCCUAG